UUCCCGCGCCAUGGAGCGGCUGUCGUUGCCUCCCGGCGGCGCGGCCGCAGUGGACGAGUACGUGGAGUACCGCAGAAUUGUUGGUGAGGAUGAUGGGGGGAAACUUUUUACUCCUGAAGAAUAUGAACAAUACAAAAGAAAAAUUUUACCUCUGCGUUUACAGAACAGAUUAUAUGUGAGCUGGCGAUCACCAACUGGUAUGGAUUGUAAACUCGUGGGCCCAGAGACAUUAUGUUUUUGUAUACAUAGGUAUAAACAACAUAAAACCGAUUUUGAAACGAUUCCACAGCAGCGCCCCAUCAACCUGCCUUGUCAAGUGCCAGGCUGCCAAUGCCAGGCCUACUGCUACAUCCCUCUGAAUGGCACGAGGCCCCUUCGCUGUAGGUGCAAACACUUUUCUGACCAGCACAGUGCUGCUCCUGGCUCUGCGUGCAAUGCUUGUUCCAAGUGUUCCGGAUUCCACAGUUGCUUCACCUGUGGUUGUGGUCAACCUGCAUAUGCCCAUGACACAGUAGUGGAAACUAAGCAAGAAAGACUGGCUCAAGGCAAACCAGUCGGACAGGACGUACCUUAUGCAGCAAUGGGAGGAUUAACAGGAUUCAGCUCACUGGCUGAAGGCUAUAUGCGCUUGGAUGACAGUGGAAUUGGUGUAUCUUCAACUGAAUUUUUAGACUUUCCAAAUACAUCCAUGGACCACCCAUUUCUAAAAUCAUUUCAGACAUCUUCUAGUUCUCAAGAAACACAGAAAGCAGGCACAAGUAAUCAAGUUUCUUCUUUAAGGAGACCUGAAGAGGAUGAUAUGGCUUUCUUUGAAAGACGAUACCAGGAAAGGAUAAAAAUGGAAAAGGCUGCUAAGAAGAAAGGAGAAGCACCGUUGCCAUCAUCCACAAAAGCUUCACAAAAGACUGGAAAAUGA
Molecule: messenger RNA, 916 nt
Organism: Suncus etruscus (white-toothed pygmy shrew)
Lineage: Eukaryota; Metazoa; Chordata; Mammalia; Eulipotyphla; Soricidae
Gene: FAM221A
Product: family with sequence similarity 221 member A
Exons: 7
Coding region: 11-916 (301 amino acids)
Source: RefSeq, a predicted model, not a curated record